UGUUCUCCUUAUCGUUAAUACCCCCUUCUCAGGGUUCAGUCCCUUAUCGUAAACACCCCCUUCCCUUUUUCCCACUCUUUUUAAUCUCUCUUAUUCUCCGCUACCAUUCCAUGGUCUGCCAUACACCAUUACAUGGAAGAGGCAUGCGCGUUUUAGCCAAAAAGGUAUUCCUAUUCCCGUCUGGGCGCGCCGGGAUUCGUGUCUGUACUGAUGUUCAAGACCAAUACCAACCUCACUGCCAGGAUUUUUCACCGUCAGAUUCUCACUCCCCGCCCCAGCACCAGUGUUCACUGUGCAAGGCAAUUCUAUGAGAAUUUGGUUCCAAAUUGUACCAUUUAUAAUGUUGACUGCCCAGACCAUUCUUUCCGCAAGUUCACAGAUGAUGGUCAGUACCUCAUAAGUAUCAGCAGGAAUCAUCAGGAUCUGAUUGUAUAUAGACCGACAUGGCUGUCAUUUUCAUGCAAGGAAGAGAAUUGUCAUUCUCAUGACCUGCCGCCCAAAGCAAAGAGGUUUGAUAGCUUCUUCACUCAGCUCUACUGUGUAUCGCUUGCAUCCAGCAAUGAGCUUAUUUGCAAGGACUUCUUUCUGUACGUGGAGAGCAACCAGUUUGGCUUGUUUGCAACUUCAACCGUGCAAAUUCAGGAUGCACCUGCUACUGGAGGAGCAAUUGAUGGGGUCCCAUCAAUAGAAAAGAUUACUUUUCACCUUGUGAGAUUGGAGGACGGAAUUAUAUUGGAUGAGAAGGUUUUCUGUAAUGAUUUUGUCAAUUUGGCCCAUAGCACGGGGGUUUUCUUGUAUGAUGAUCUAUUGUCUAUCAUGUCUCUUCGCUACCAAAAGAUACAUAUCCUCCAAAUUCGAGGCUCCGGGAAUCUUGUUGAUGUAAGAGUAAUUGGGGCAUUUUGUCGAGAAGAUGAUGAACUUUUCCUCAAUUCCCAUGCUCAGUGCAUGGCAUUCCUGGACAAUAGUAGACAGGAUGAAUCAUCUACAGUUGAAAACGGCCAGCAACAUCACCAGCAUAUACAAGGGGGUUCUUUCUUGAGUGGUAUCAAACAGCGGUUGCUCUCAUUUAUUUUCCGCGGAAUAUGGAAUGAAGAAACAGAUCAUACUCUGAGGGUACAAAGCCUGAAGAAGAAGUUCUACUUCCAUUUUCAAGAUUACGUUGACCUCAUAAUGUGGAAGGUUCAAUUCUUAGAUCGGCACCAUCUGCUAAUCAAGUUUGGUAGCCUUGAUGGAGGGGUAUCUCGCAAUACUGAUCAGCUUCCCGCAUUCUUUGCUGUGUACAACAUGGAAACAACUGAGAUAAUUGCAUUUUACCAGAAUUCCGCAGAUGAACUAUACCACUUGUUUGAGCAAUUUUGCGACCAUUUUCAUGCAACAUCCAGAGCUUCAUCGCAUAUGAACUUCAUAUCAUCUCAUUCCAAUAGCAUUCAUGCUCUUGAGCAACUUAGGAGCUUCAAGAAUAAAGCUAGUAAUAUGUCACAGGUAACCUUCUCCCUCAGAGAAGCGUUUGUGAAGAAGUUGAUGGCCUCAUUGCCUUUCAGUUGCCAGUCACAGAGCCCUUCACCCUAUUUUGAUCAAUCACUCUUCCGGUUUGACGAAAAGCUAAUUUCAGCAACAGACCGACAUAGACAGUCUACUGAGCAUCCCAUCAAGUUUAUUUCAAGAAGGCAGCCAAAUUCCCUCAAGUUCAAGAUAAAACCAGGUUUUGAAAUAGGUCCCGAAGCUGGUGAAGUGGUUGCUCGGCCAAAGAGAAUCUCUUCGUUCCUAUUCCACCCAAUCUUGCCUUUGGCUCUUUCUGUCCAGCAGACAUUCAUGCAACCAUCCGUGGUGAAUAUCCAUUUCCGGAGAUGAAAUAGGAUGAUUGUUGUUAUAAUGUAACGGAAGAGAACUAAGCAGCACUGCCUAUUUUUUAAGUGUUGCUGAGGGUGUCAUUUGAUAGCAGCCAACGGCAGUCUAUAGCAAAAUUUGUAACCAGUAAUCCAGGUCUGGCAAUGGUUUGCUGAGCAUCAAUCAGCCUGUCUUAGUGCUUUUUUGGAUAAAAGCAGUGCUGUGCUGUUGCAUUGGUCCACAAUGUUUAAGCGAGCUUUGUGGGCUGCCAAUAUCCCAUUCUUUUGUUGGGGACCAAUCUCUAAGGAUCCCAUUCUUUCUGAAUGGGCCACUGCUAGCAUGUUUGUUUACAACCAAAUCUAGUGAUGAAUGGUUUACAAUUGAAUAGAAGCUACGUAGGAUAGGUGGAAUCCAAGAUGUGAAUUCUACCGGCAUUGUUGAAAAAUGGGUUUCAUUUUCAGAGUUUUGCUUAUGUCGGAAGUAGAAUCCCAAAUUCAUAGAUGAGUCACAUCCUAUCUUAAGUUAGGGAAAUGCAAUAUAUGAAUUAAGGCUAAUGAUUACUUUAUAAAAUUCAUGGUUUGGAUUUCCAAUUUAAAUCAUGAUGAGAUGAAGUUGAUCUGAUCCUGGAAACAGUAUAAUUUCAUUAUUGGUUUAAGCAUGUAUGAUGAGAUGGUGACAACUGGGCUGGGCUCUCCUUGUUUUGACCAUUUAAAAAGUUGGAGGGAUGCAUUUCUUUUGUCUUGA
Molecule: messenger RNA, 2571 nt
Organism: Magnolia sinica
Lineage: Eukaryota; Viridiplantae; Streptophyta; Magnoliopsida; Magnoliales; Magnoliaceae
Product: light-mediated development protein DET1
Exons: 11
Coding region: 211-1851 (546 amino acids)
Biological process (GO): carbohydrate metabolic process; protein ubiquitination; positive regulation of proteasomal ubiquitin-dependent protein catabolic process
Cellular component (GO): nucleus; cullin-RING ubiquitin ligase complex
Molecular function (GO): ubiquitin-like ligase-substrate adaptor activity; ubiquitin protein ligase binding
Source: RefSeq, a predicted model, not a curated record